Molecule: messenger RNA, 3164 nt
Organism: Abrus precatorius (Indian licorice)
Lineage: Eukaryota; Viridiplantae; Streptophyta; Magnoliopsida; Fabales; Fabaceae
Product: AT-hook motif nuclear-localized protein 1-like
Exons: 6
Coding region: 408-1406 (332 amino acids)
Molecular function (GO): minor groove of adenine-thymine-rich DNA binding
Source: RefSeq, a predicted model, not a curated record
AAUUUUUUUAUCAACUUUAUUUAUUUACUCCACCUUUUCCUGCAAAACCCUAAAUUCACGAAUCACUCUGGAGAAUUUAUGAAACAGAAUUUGAGCUUACAGCACUGCGAUUUUCUCGGAGGCCAAGCUCAACUGCUCCAAUUCAACUUCGGGGGUUUCAUCUUUUCACCAUUUCAUACAAUAAAGUUUCUAAUUUUGAAGUUUCCUGCGAGAUUGUAAAAUUUUCCUGCUCUCAAAUCCGCUUUCUCUUAAUCAAAUAGCAUUUCCCCCCCUUUUAUAAAGUUCCUAUUUUUUUAAUAUUUUUUUUGGGCGAUUGGGUGUGUAAGCGUUGGAAUCUUCAAUGGGAAUGGUUUAAGCAGCGUAUUGAGGUUUUGGGGUAUCUUAGUUUUCUCUUGAUUCGCAUAAAAAUGGAAGAAAGAGGGAAUUUUAGUAUUGGGCAUGCGGUGGUGGGUGAUGAAGCCCCAGAGAGCUUCCACGUGGCCCCCAGAAUUGAGAACAACUUGGACUUUACCCGGACCACGGUGCCAGCGCCGUCGCCGGCGACGGAGGUGAAGAAGAAGAGAGGGAGGCCUAGAAAGUAUGGACCGGACGGCAAGGUAGUUUUGGGGGCGGUGACGGCGCUUUCACCGAUGCCGAUUUCUUCGUCGAUCCCGUUGACCGAGUUUUCUGCUUGGAAGCGGGGUAGAGGGAGACCUAUUGAAUCUAUCAAGAAGUCGUCAUAUAAGUUUGAAGUUGACAGUACAGGAACAGGUGAGGGAAUUGCAUACUCAGUUGGUGCCAAUUUCACACCACAUGUGCUCACUGUAAAUGCUGGCGAGGACGUUACCAUGAAGAUUAUGUCCUUCUCUCAACAAGGAUCACGUGCUAUAUGCAUUCUCUCUGCAACUGGCACGAUUUCAAAUGUUACACUUCGUCAACCAACUUCUUGUGGGGGUACUUUAACAUAUGAGGGACGGUUUGAGAUUCUUUCGUUGUCUGGUUCCUUUAUGCCAACAGAGAAUGGAGUUACAAGAAGCAGAUCUGGUGGGAUGAGUGUCUCUUUGGCUGGUCCAGAUGGUCGAGUAAUGGGGGGUGGACUUGCUGGUUUGUUGGUAGCUGCUGGUCCUGUGCAGGUUGUGGUGGGCAGUUUUCUUCCUGGUCAUCAGUUGGAGCAUAAACCCAAGAAGCAGAGAGUGGAGCAUAUAUCAACUAUUACUACUACGCCUAUUAAUCUCCUCACUAGUGAGGAAAUAAAAGUCAGUUUUGGUGGUGUAAAGCCUAUCAUGACACCUGCUGCUUUUCAAGAAGAGAAUAUUGCUUCUUUUAACAAUGUUCAAGAUUCUAGGAACUCAUCUGCUGAUGAUAAAGAUCCUUUACCUGAAAAGGAGUCUAACCUGAGCCAAUCAAAUGCUGAGGCUGCAUGCUAAAUAUGUUCCUGUGAAUUAUUUGAUAUUAUGCAGAGUCAACCUCAUUUAGACUCACUCAUGCUUGACUCAUAGCUGACAAUUAACCUACAAAGACAACUCUGAUAGUCAAAUGAGUGUCACACGAUGGUUUUGACGCAAAAGUUGCAAUCUUUGGGUUUAGGUGUUAGUUGGCAAAUCUAUUUGUUAGGUUUCCAUGUCUCCGUUCUACAGAUGUAUCUUUAAUAUUGUUUACUCAUUGUUGUAGCAAAUUAGAUGUAGGAUAUAUGCUGUGUCUUUUUUUUUUUUUUCCUUAUUUGUAUUCUAUAUGGAUGUUACAAAUGUGAGUGGAUGCGAGUGUUUCUGAACUGUGAUUCAAUAUUAUUUUGUUGUGAAAGAAGAAAUUGCAUCUCAGUCUUUUAGGCUUGCUUUCUUUUGGUACUAUGAGUCUUUGCUCAAAAUUAUCUCCAGGACACGGGAACUAAUAGAUAUCUCCAAUCCCUUGAAAUUAUUUUGCCAAACACUUUAGAUUUUGGUCAAGUAAAAAAUGCACAAGAUUAUGAUUAUUGUUUAGUUUAUGAUAAUUGAAAAGAUGCAUAAGGGAUUGAUGCAGAGAUUAUAUGUCUUCAAUCUUAUCAAACAACUCUAGAAUGUUUUAACCAGCACCUAUUAUGCCUACCUAAUUGUGUUCAAUACCCAAAUUUUAACUCUAGGGUGGGUGUAUCAAUUUUGAAUUUGUUUCUAAAUUUUAGCCAUGCACAAGACUAUUGGAAGUUUGAUGUUCUUCAUCUUGUAUACAUAUUUUCUUGUCAUACAAUUGUGGUAAUAUAUAAGUAAUUAUCUGUCUUUUAUCUCGAUCUUUUUUUUUUUCCUAAACUAAUCUUAAUUGAGACCAAAAUAUAGCCUAAAAUAUCACAGCUUCCAGUUAAUCAUGAUAUUUACACGACCAAAUAAACUUUAGGAUCAUUUCAUUUAAAAUUGUUUUCACAAACGCUUUAAUAUGAAUUGAUUUUAAAGUAUCAAAUUGUCUAAAACAUUGAUUUUUCCAUAUAUAAAUUUAUUGUAUUAGAAUAGCAACAGUUUCGCUGCAUUUCUUGCAGUUUACCAUAUCUUGCGCUUUAUGAUGGUCUACCCCGUUUCAACAUCUUUUCCACAUAUGCUGCUUCGUAGCAUGCAUUUAUGCGUCUUACUUUUUUCUCCUUAUCCAUGUGACUCAGAACUUAGCAAGAAUUUAGUUCCAAAACACUCAAGAAAGAGUAAAUUUCAGUCAGAACUCAGAACCAUGGAAAAUCAGUACUCACUUCUAAUCUAAAUACCUUGUUUUAAGAUACUAAAUUCAAGGAUACAACAAAACUUAAAAUAUAAUUUUACAAAUGUUUCAAGAAUGAGGGAAAUAGCCCCACAAACAGGUAAAUCUCAACAUCCUCAUUCCAACAGUUCCUUAGUAUUGGAGUCCCAUAGCAAACUAGAUGUGCUCAAAUAUUCUUCUUUCCAUCCUUCAUUAACUCUCUCUAUAAACUCUUCCACUCUUUUCCUGAGCUCAUCAUCUUCCUCAUUGUAGCAAUCAUCAUUACUUUCAGUUUCAAUUUGAUCCACUUCCACUCCUUCCUGGGAUUGUAGAGAUAAUGUGUUUUGGUUGACUAAACACUUGGAAUUUGCUCCUUGUAUGCCUGUGUUUGUGGGCAUGGACAAAGAAGUUUCACUUCCUUGAUCAAAACUCAGCUUAGGCUUCAAGUCCACUAGGAUAAUGACUAUGAUCAAAUUGCAGAAGCAGAAAAUGAA